UCUCGCUUAAAGUCAGUGAUAGCUAGGCGUCUGUCAUCUUAGCAUUGUUUUCGUGAGAAUCAUAAUAUUAUAAACAUUCAAAAAUAGCAUUACAAUGAGCUGGACUCGUGUGGUUGCCAUAACGGGAUGCGACAGCGGCCUUGGCUGGGCUCUCGCAGCCCGUUUGGCCCGAGAAGGUCUAAUUACUGUGGCAGGCAUGUACAAUGGAACUGAUACUGAAGCAUCAUAUGCCUUAAAAAGUUUAUGCGCUCAUCCCCAUAAACUUGACGUGACGGACCCUGAAAGUAUUGCAAAGUUUUAUGGUUAUGUAAAACAUCUUCUAGAACAAAAUCCAGAGUAUAAAUUAUACGCAUUGGUAAAUAACGCUGGCGUGAUGACAAUCGCGGACUACGAAAUACAAACCCCUCAUAUUAUUGAGAACACCAUUAACGUUAAUUUACUGGGGUCGAUGAGAAUGGCGUCUGCAUUUCUUCCUGAUCUCAGAAGAACCGCUUCAGAGGGUAUUGUGCAACCACGUAUAAUAAAUAUAGCAAGUCAUUGUGGACUACAGCCAUUGCCUAGGUUUGGACCAUACAGUGCAAGCAAGGCUGGCUUAUUGGCAUGGACGCGGUCACUACGGUUGGAAUAUUCUGGAAACGGUUUGAACGUCGCGGCAUUUGUACCUGGCGGAUUUGUGGGUGCCAGUAACCUCAUGUUCACUCAAAAAUGUCAAGAAGAUGCAAUAUUAAAGAAUAUGACUGAUGAACAGAAGCCAAUAUACGAAUCUAAAAUAUUAACACUGAAUAAUUACUUGUGCCAGAACACACAGAAAAGUAGAUUUGAUGCGCUGAGAGAUGAGAAUAUUAUAGAGACGUUUAUGAAAGUAAUACACGACGAAAAGCCGAAAUUAUUAUACAAGGUGGAGACUUGGCGAUACAAAUUCUAUUAUACGUUAAUGAAAAUUCCAUUUCCGGAAUCUUUCCAUUUAUGGAUUAUCAAGAAAUUCUUACGAUUUCCUAAUUGAAAUUGAUUAAUUAUGGGCCAACAUUUUAUUAUUAUUAUCGAUGAGAUAAUAAUGAAUAUA
Zerene cesonia (dogface butterfly) is the source of this 1063-nucleotide messenger RNA. RefSeq names its product D-beta-hydroxybutyrate dehydrogenase, mitochondrial (gene sro). The record is from RefSeq and is a predicted model, not a curated record. The transcript has 6 exons. NCBI's taxonomy places the organism in Eukaryota, Metazoa, Arthropoda, Insecta, Lepidoptera, Pieridae. Bases 95 to 1003 code for a protein of 302 amino acids. Gene Ontology annotation, molecular function: oxidoreductase activity.